Raphanus sativus (radish) is the source of this 1167-nucleotide messenger RNA. RefSeq lists its product as uncharacterized. The record is from RefSeq and is a predicted model, not a curated record. Lineage: Eukaryota; Viridiplantae; Streptophyta; Magnoliopsida; Brassicales; Brassicaceae. The coding region runs from base 1 to 1167 and encodes 388 amino acids. The transcript has 6 exons.
AUGCUUGUGGAUCUGCGGUGGGGUUACGACCGGGUUAGAAGCCAAGCACAAGGUUUCCAGAUCCGGUUUCGUUUCAGCUUCUGGUGGUUUCACGGCGAGGUUUUGAAGCGGCUUGUACGACCGGAGACGGGUUGUGGGCAGAUGUACGCAGGCGGUGAUGGUGCUCUGUUCCCAGCUCUAGCUCGUGUGAAUGAUCGUGUUGAAUGUCUCGACGCUUCAUUGUUAAGGGCAUCAAAUGGCGAGGCUGUGCUCGGGAGUCAUUCACGACCUCGGUGUCUCCAUUUGAUCAAGGUAUCGGUGGUGGCGAUUGUAGCAAGCACUUGCUUGUUUGAGAUGUGGUUCAAAAUGUCGUGUGGCGUUUCAUACGAACCGGCUUUGGUGGCACUAGCAAGGCUUCUGGAUUUACUGGGUAAUGGUAGUCCCUUUGACUUGGGUAUCUCAACUGAAGCUACAGUGGAGGAUAGCUGGAAGCAUAGAAGAAGGAAUCACCGUGUUCUUAUUCUCAACAGAGUAGAAGAAGAGAUUGAGAGUUGUAAAAUUAAGAGAACGCAAGAGGAGGAUGUGUCAUUGUGGAAAAAUUCAAAAGGUCAUUACAAGAGAUCUUUCUCUUCGGGUGAAACAUGGAGAGCUACAAGAGAGAUCCAUCAACAAUGUCAAUGGCAUAAAGAGGUUUGGUUCAAAUAUACCACACCAAAAUACUCUUUCAUCUUAUGGCUUGCUAUGAAAGGAAGAAUGACAACAGGGGAUCGCAUGAGAAACUGGAAUGGUGGAGCUAACAUAAAUGUAUCUUGCGUUCUAUGUAACGAGCCACUAGAAACAGUUGAGCAUCUCUUCUUUGAGUGCAGUUAUUCUGCAGAGAUUUGGGAAACUUUGAUGAAGGGGGUUCUACUAGAUAAGACUACAGUAAAAUGGGAGGAGUUGAUGAGAAUAAUGAGAGACAGUUCCAAUGGGAAGAUGAAACAGUUCAUCAUUAAGUAUGUGUUUCAAACUUCACUAUAUAUGAUAUGGAGGGAGAGGAACAGAAGAAGGCAUGGAGAGAAGGCCUCGACAACGAGUUUGCUAAUAAAGCUCAUUGAUAAAAAUUUGCGGAACAAGCUUACACUUGUGCAGAGGAAGGGAGAUAUGGAUAUUGGGAAGGGGAUGAUCUAUUGGUUUAGCACAAGAUAG